AUGACGCUCAAAGGCAUCCUCAUCGUCGCCUACCUCGACCUCCUCAUGCCCCUCGCCGUCUUCCUCAACGUCUACCUCUACUUCUACCCCCUCGAGGGCGACACCACAAUCCGCCGCUACGCAAGCCAGCACAAGCCCGGCGACCCCCUCCUCAGCUACCUAGACCCGCAGCACCUCUCCCGCGACUUCCACCGCUACCGCAAGAUCAUCGACCUCUGGGGAAAUGACCUCUACCUCUCUCACAUCUACAAGACCAUGCGCCGCCAGCUGGACCCUACACACACCGUGGUGCUCGGCGACCUGAUCGGCAGCCAGUGGAUUGGAGACGAGGAGUUCAAGCGCCGCGGCGACCGCUUCUGGGAGGUCUUUUCAGGCGGGAACAAGGUCAACGCUUCGGACCUCGAGGCCGGGAAUGCAGACAGCGAGCACUGGAAGUACAAAGUCAUCACGCUGCCGGGAAACCACGACAUUGGCUAUGCAGGCGACAUGAACCGCGGCCGCGUCGACCGCUUCGUGGACAUGUUUGGCCCCAUCAACUACGACCUCACGGUCACGCCGCCGCACGACAGCGGGGAUGCCGCCCCAUCAUUGAAGCUAGUUGUCCUCAACAGCAUGACGCUCGACGAACCCAUUCUCGACCCCACCCUCCGCGACGACUCCUACGCCCUCAUCAACCGCAUCGAAUCCAGCACCGCCGAAAACACCAACCCCAAGGAGGCCACCGUCCUCCUCACCCACCUCCCCUUCCACAAGCAGUCCGGCGUCUGCGUCGACGCCCCCUUCUUCACAUACUUCCCCGCCGGCCAGGGCGGCGGCAUCAAGGAGCAGAACCACCUCAGCGCCGAGACCAGCUCGCGCGUGCUCAGCUCCUUCUUUGGCGCGCCCGAGCACGGGAAGCAGGCGGGGAUCAUACUCACGGGGCACGACCACGAGGGGUGUGAUGUGCGCCAUGCGCGGCUGGAGGAGGGCUGGAAUGCGACGAGGUGGGAGCACCUGCCGACGGGGGUCGAGAAGAAGAGGUUGCAGGAGGCGGAGGCGGCGAAGGGCGGCGUGAGGGAGGUUACGGUGCAGAGUAUGAUGGGGGGUUAUGGCGGGAAUGCUGGGCUGGUUAGUGCCUGGUGGGAUGAGAAGGCGCAGUCAUGGCGGUUCGAAUACUCGACCUGUGCGCUAGGAACACAGUAUGUCUGGUGGGGCGUGCAUGUGGUUGACAUUAUCUGUGCGGUCGCCGGGUUCCUCCUAUAUUCGGCGCAUCAGAGGGAUGCGGCGCGGAACGUGAGGAAGGCCGCGGCGGUGCAGGAGAUGCUGGAUGCGCAGAAGAAGACGGCGUAG
This is a messenger RNA of Morchella importuna, 1329 nucleotides long. RefSeq lists its product as uncharacterized. Gene Ontology annotation, biological process: GPI anchor biosynthetic process. The coding region runs from base 1 to 1329 and encodes 442 amino acids. Lineage: Eukaryota; Fungi; Ascomycota; Pezizomycetes; Pezizales; Morchellaceae. The record is from RefSeq and is a predicted model, not a curated record. Gene Ontology annotation, cellular component: endoplasmic reticulum. The transcript has 3 exons.